Aphidius gifuensis is the source of this 1992-nucleotide messenger RNA. Its product is annotated as probable serine/threonine-protein kinase DDB_G0282963. The record is from RefSeq and is a predicted model, not a curated record. The transcript has 4 exons. The coding region runs from base 71 to 1456 and encodes 461 amino acids. NCBI's taxonomy places the organism in Eukaryota, Metazoa, Arthropoda, Insecta, Hymenoptera, Braconidae.
GCAUUCAUUUUAUUGACAAUAAUUUUUUUUUUUGUCUUUCAAUUAACCUAAAUUAUAAUUGUAUACAAAUAUGAGUUUAUUUUCGAGAUUUAAUUUAAUUCGUGGACACAAUAGUGUUAUGAAAAAUUUAAUUUUUUCAAGUUUUAAAAAUACAUGUGAACAAGAUGCUGCUGUUUUUAAAAAUCAUAAAUUAACAAGAAAUUUUUUUGGCUUUGGAAAAGAAAUGAAAUUUCCAUCAAAAGAUCCAAGUGCACCAAUACAUGAGCCAAAUAAAUCACAAACAAAUAUAAAAAAAGAUAGAAAUUCAAUCCAAAAAGUUGAUGAUAAUAAUAAUAAAUUAAUUAAUAAUAAUAUUUGGAAUUAUUUAGAAAAAUCAAAUGGAUAUAAAAAUGAAUGGGGUGUUAAAUUAUCAAAUGAUUUGAUAAAACCAAUGAUAACAGAUGAUCAUGUACAAAAUUUUGUUCUAAAACGUAAAUGGGGAGUAACAAUAUUAAAAACAAAUUUACAUGAAGCUAUAAAAAAUAAAAAUUCAAUAGAUAAUAAAUCAAUACUAAAUGAUUUCCUUAAAAAUGAUAAUAAAGUUUUAUCAAAAAGUGAUAGACCACCUCCAAUUAUUGACUCAAUGAACAUCUCAUCAGUACUAACUCCAAGUAGUGAUAUUGAAAUUGAAGAAGAAGACGAGGAUGAAAAACCAUUGAAAAAUAUUAACAAGGAACAAAUUAAUAAUGCUUCAAAAAAACUUGAAAUACCAUCAUCAACAUUACUAUUGACCAAUGAAAAUUCAAUAAAUCCAGAACUUGAUUAUUACACAACCAAGGAUUUAUUAACAGAUGAUGAAUUAUCAGCAUGGAAAGAUGUUGUUAAAAAAACAAUAAUACACAAUGAAGAAAUUAUAGAAUCAAAAAAAAAUAAAUUAAUUCAAGAUAAUGCACCACAAAUAUUUUCAAUACCACCAGAACCACCAACAAAAAUUUAUGAUGAUCCUGUUGUUAAAACAUUUGACAUAAAACAUGAUAAAAAAAAUUAUAAUUCAAAUAAUAUUAUUAAUAAUCAAAAUCCAUUUGUUAUUAAUAUGAAAAAUAUACUUGUACAUGAUAUAAGUACAAGAAAAUUUCACACAAUAAGUUCAUGGUUUUUAGCUACAAGUAUUAAAAAUAAUAACUCAAAUGAAAUUUGUAAUUUACCAGUACAAAUAUUUGAUAUUACUGAAAAACCAAUUGAUAGAUUAUUUGGUAAUUAUCAAAUUGAAUCAUCAUCAAGUCCAUCAAAUGGUCUUGUCAAAUUUGAUAGUGAUAAAAAACCAGAAGAUGAAAAUAUAAAUGAAGAAAUUAAAAAGAAUGAUGAUGAUGAUUUUGUACAUGCACCAGGUGAUCCAUAUCCAUUUAAUCGUGAUAAUUAUGAAAAAUGGAAAUUACCACAUGGAAGUGAUCCUCUAAAUCGGCAGCCAACUGAAUAAUAAAAUUUUUUAAUUAUAUUUUCAUAAAAUUUACAUGGAUGAUGAUUUAUUUGUCCAGGUGAUGGUGCAAACAAUAAGAUUGAGGAUAAAUGUGAUAAUAUUAAAUCAAUUGAUGAUUUAAAAAAGACAAAAUCAUCAACAAGUGAUAAAUCAAAGAGGGUAUUGAUAACUGAUGUUACACAAUCAUCCAGCCAUGAAAAAACAAUACAUCCAGAUGUUGAAUUAUCCAAACAAAGUGUCACUUCAAAUCCAAAAUAUGGCUUGAUGGAUUUAAUCUGGCAAAUAAUAACUUUAAAAUUCUUCAAAACCAAGAAAAUUGAAACUCAAAAUUUACAAAUAGCAUCAACAAAAAAAACACGAACUUUGGAUCCAAUGGAAAUAUCACGUAUUUAUGAGUUAAAAAAUUACCAAUACAUUCGUCCACAAGAUUCAAAAGAUUUUCGUCAAUUUAAUAAUUAUAAAAAAUUGCCAUAGUGUGUUAAAAUUAUAAUUAAAAAAACCAAAAAAAAAAUAAAUAAAUUCAUAUAAAAUAAUAU